Agrilus planipennis (emerald ash borer) is the source of this 854-nucleotide messenger RNA. Its product is annotated as troponin C-like. NCBI's taxonomy places the organism in Eukaryota, Metazoa, Arthropoda, Insecta, Coleoptera, Buprestidae. Gene Ontology annotation, molecular function: calcium ion binding; enzyme regulator activity. The record is from RefSeq and is a predicted model, not a curated record. The transcript has 5 exons. Bases 161 to 679 code for a protein of 172 amino acids.
UAUUAUAAAAAGGCAUUGAUUGACUUUGCAUUCGAUAAACAAAGUCGUGCCUGGUGCACUGUUCUAAUUUUUUUUGUCAGUAAGUACUCGCAGCCUCUUUCGUCGAACUGGUGAUACAGCAAUUAAUUAUUAUUGAAAAUUCAUUAGCUUUUCCUGCAAAAUGGCAGACGAUAAAAUAAUCACCGAUGAAGUUAAGCAAAUGGUUGAGGAACUUUCUGACAAACUUGCUAUGCAAAAAGAUCAAGUUUUGAUGCUCUAUAGGACAUUCGUAGCUUUCGAUGUUGAUAAAAAAGGCUUCCUUGAUCUUGAGAUGAUUGGUCAAAUUCUCGACAUGUUAGGGCAUCAGUUAACUUCUGAUGAACUUCAGGCUAUAGUUAAUGAAAUUGAUCAAGAUGGAAACGGCGAGUUAAGCUUUGAAGAAUUUAGUUUGCUGGCAUCCAGAUUUGUAGUUGAAGAAGAAGAAGACACAGAAGUAAUAUUAAAAGAACUAAGAGAUGCGUUUCGGCUUUAUGAUAAGGAAGGACUAGGCUAUAUCACAACUGAUCUAUUAAAGGAAAUUUUAAAAGAGUUGGACGAUAAGAUGACUCCAGCCGAUUUAAAUGAAAUGAUAGAAGAAAUUGACGUUGAUGGUUCAGGCACCGUGGAUUGGGAAGAAUUCAAAGCCAUGAUGAUUGGCUAGUAAGUGCCGUUGUAAAAGCAUACGCAUCUAAUUUUAAUUAAUUAAACGUUCGUGUUACAAGGUCACCCACGAAAUACCAAAAUUUUGGGCAAACGCCAAAGCACUGAUGGGCUGUACAUAUUUUUAAGUUGUUUAGAUUUUAUUAAAAAGUAAAUAACAUACUUUAAACAUUAAA